AUGGAUGACAUUGCUGUAAUAGGGCUGGGACUUCGGUUUCCUGGUGACGCCUCAUCUCCACAGUCUCUAUGGAAGAUAUUAGAGCAUGGAGAAUCUCAGUGGUCAGAGAUUCCAAAGGACAGACUGAACAUCAAUGGCUAUCAUCACCCUGGUGGUGAGCGCCAAGGAUCUUGUGUCCCCACGACUAAUCCAAGCUGCCAGUUCUUCUCCAUCGCGGCCGCCGAUGCAAAGGCGAUUGACCCGCAACAACGCUUGCUUCUAGAAGUAUGCUACGAAGCUCUUGAAAAUGCUGGCUGCACAACAGAAGAUAUUGACGGUACCGACACCUCCGUUUAUGUCGGGUCGUUCGUCAAAGAUUAUGAGCAAAUCUGCUUGCGUGAUCCAGAUUGGCAACCUCAGUAUGCAGCUACCGGCAACGGCAUUGCCAUCAUGGCAAACCGCAUUUCUUAUUAUUUCAACCUUCAUGGUCCAAGCAUGACCAUCGACACGGGCUGUAGCGGAAGUCUCGUGUCUGUUCACUUGGCUGCGCAAAGCUUGCGUUCUGGUGAAUCAUCUCUAGCGAUCGCUGCUGGUGCUGGUCUGAUUCUGACACCGAACACGAUUAUGCCAAUGACAGCACUCAGCUUUCUAAGCCCAGACGGCAAGUGCUUUACCUUUGACGCUCGGGCAAAUGGCUACGGACGCGGCGAAGGCGUCGGCGUUGUCAUCUUGAAGCGUCUUUCGGAUGCUAUCAGGGACAAUGACACUAUUCGAGCUGUCAUUCGCGGCACACACGUGAAUCAAGACGGGCGAACUCCUGGUAUCACUCUUCCGAGUAAAGAAGCACAGGUGGCCAACAUCAGGUCUGUCUACUCCGCUGCUGGGCUUUCCUUCUCCGAUACUGCUUACGUCGAGUGCCACGGAACAGGCACACAGGCAGGCGACUGGCGCGAGCUAAAGGCCAUCUCGGAAACACUCGGAGCAUCUCGUACUACAGAUAAUCCCAUAUUUGUCGGAUCUGUGAAGCCAAAUAUAGGACAUCUGGAAGGCGCCGCUGGCGUGGCUGGUUUGAUCAAAGCUGUGCUCAUGCUGGAGCGAGAGCGGAUCCCCCCUCACGUCAAUUUUGAGACGCCAAAUCCUGAUAUAGAUUUCAGGGAAUGGAAAGUCAAGGUUUCUCGAGCGGCAACGGCCUGGCCCUCCAACUUGAAAAAGCGGGUCAGCGUCAACUGCUUUGGCUUUGGCGGCACAAACGCACACGUCAUCUUGGACGGAGCCGCCGAGUAUCUCCAGACGAAACAGCUUGUUGCCCACCACGCCUCGGCAAGUCCCCGAGCCAACAACGGCUUGCCACUGCGAAAUGGAUCGCUGCAAAAUGCAUCUUCUCACUCAAAGCACCAGGGGCUGGGUCAAGAAAAUUGGCAGAUCUUUUGCUAUUCUUCCCAUGAGCGCUCCGACAAUCUCGCCGACGACUUCUUGACAAACUACGCCUACACGCUGGGAUGCCGCCGUUCACGUCUUGAAUGGAGAUCAUUCUUUCUGCAGGCAUCUCCACGGCUCUGUUUCUUGUUCUGCGGUCAAGGCGCUCAAUGGGCACGCAUGGGCCUGGAUCUGAGGCCGUUUCCCGUCUUCUGGAAUAGCAUCAAUUCUGCGGCCUGCACUCGCAUCUCGCAGCCAGCAACCACCGUGAUCCAGAUUGCCAUCGUGGAUUUACUACAAUCAUUGGGGAUCGAGCCCGAUUUUGUUGUUGGACACUCAUCAGGUGAGAUCGCAGCUGCCUACGCAUCCGGCGCCCUUUCUCGUGAAGAGGCAUGGGAAGUCGCUUAUUAUCGUGGGCUCGCUUCAUCGACAUUGCAAAGCAGGCGUCCGGGAUUUCGGGGUGGCAUGAUUGCAGUGUUCAUGAGUUUGGACCAAGCAACCUCGUACAUCCACACAUUUUCCGAUCCUCUCGAAAUAGCGUGUGUCAAUAGCCCAAGCUCUAUUACCCUCUCCGGAAGGCGUGAGACGAUUGAGCAUGCCUCCCGCGACCUUGCCGCAAAGAACAUUCGCCAGCACGUCCUCCCGGUUGACAUGGCCUAUCAUUCUACUCACAUGAAGAAUGUUGAGGACCAUUAUGUGCACAACAUCAACUGCAUCUCACCAAGACCCAGUCGAAAGGCCGGUUCCAGCCUCGAUGCUGGCUAUUGGGGCAGGAACAUGGUGUCUACGGUGCAGUUUUCCUCGGCCAUAGAGUCACUGAUGGCUCUUCCAGAGGACCAACAGCCGUCUACAUUCAUUGAGAUGGGACCAUCGGCUGUUCUACGAACUCUAGUUCUGAAUACUCUUGGAAUACGUGUCAAGCCCGAGCAGAUUCUCAGCGCACUAGACAAGCGUCGUCCCGGCGUGGCCUCGAUCCUCAAUGUUGCCGGCGGUUUAUGGUCAGCUGGCCAUGAGGUCAAUAUCAAGAGCGCUAUAUCUCGCCGAUUUGGACAGGGCCGGCCCAGAUGCCUAACAAAUCUACCGUCAUAUCCCUGGAACCACACCAAGUCCUACUGGCAUGAGUCCCAUCUCAGUCUAGCCAACAGAUUUCGAGAAUAUGGCCGCUUAGACCUCAUUGGAGCACCUACUGCAGAUUCCGUCUCUUUUGAGCCUCGGUGGCGCGGGUUUCUCAGAAUUUCUGAAAACCCUUGGAUCCAAGAUCAUCAGCUUCAGAAGACGGUCAUCUACCCCGCCGCCGGCAUGAUCUCUAUGGUCCUCGAGGGAGCCCGGCAACUGAAACGGGGCUUUGAACAUCUCAUAGGCUACGAGAUUCGUGACAUGUGCUUCGAGAAAGCGAUUGUUGUGCCAGACACUGCGCACGGCGUUGAGAUGGCGCUGAAUAUGAGAGCAGAAACCGACGCAGGGAAUCAGCGUCUCCCAAAUGGCCAUUUUACAUUUUCCAUUUAUACCAAGGCCUUGGAGAAAGAAUGGGAGCGGCAUGCGACGGGAAAUCUGCACUUUUGCUGUCAAUCGCAGGAUAGGGAGGCGCUCCUUGCCGCUUUCCACAACCAACACGGCCAAGUGAGCGAGGCGUGCACCGCAUCAGUCAACCCGAGACAAAUGUACGAGCACUUGGAUAGCGCUGGCAUCUCCUACGGCCCAACCUUUCGAAACAUUCUCGAGGUCAAGAAAGGGUCUGACCGUUGCAUCAGCAGGAUUCGCGUCCCAGACACCAGAUCGAAGAUGCCAGCCAACUUCGAGCACCCACACCUGCUUCAUCCUGCAACCCUGGAUUCAAUGUUCCAGACGCUAUUUGCUCUAGACCCGGUACCCAAAAUCCCUUGCUCGGUUCAGAGUAUAUUUGUCUCCGAUAAGCUGGAUAUGAACACCAGCCAAGAGUUUGUCGGCCACGCCGUUGCCAAACAACAGCAGCGCAACGAGGCCGUAGCGCAGAUCUCAAUGUGUUGCACGGAUAGACCACUGGAUCAAAUCAUCAUAAAGGGGCUUCGCUUUAGUGGAAAUCUCUUUGCCACGUCUCGUCAGUCUUCCUUCCUCCCAAACUAUCGAAAUUUAGCCACCGAGAUAGUGUGGCGGGAGCACUGCGACACCGCACAGUUCAAGUCUUUGAGGCAUGCGAUUUCGUUGCUCUGCCACAAGAACCCCAGGCUUUCUAUCCUCCAAAUUGGAGGCGAACUGUCACUUGCGCAGUGUGCCUUGCUGGCGGCUUCGGAGAAUGCAGACCAGCCGAUACGUCUUGGGAGGUACUCUUUCAUCGAUCAAAAGCAGUCCAGCCUGGACUUCAAUGAUGUCAAUACAGCUCCAUACAGCAGAUAUCUGGAGCAGAUUCCAGACAUGGCUCUCGUUCAGUCCAAAUACGAUCUCAUACUGUUCAAUGGGUGCGCCGAGGACGAGCUCAACGAAGCUGAACGCUUCUUAAAGCCCGACGGCAUAAUGCUCCAAUCGAUUGCAGUUGGUAGCGGAAUUGAAACGCCAAGCGGCAACAAUACCACCUCCAAGUUUGACCUUGGUUGGAGCCGGUGUGAUCUGCAAACUGAGUGGCGUCGGCGCACUGGGACGCCAUGUGCUCUGGAGAUGGAUGAAAGCUCAGGACCAAUUCUGCGCAGAAUCUCUACUCGCGGUCAAGGGCUACACUUGCCACAGAGUGUUGUUCUUCUCUUUCCUUCUACCAUCACUGAAGAGGCAUCUAUUUUCGAGGCACAAUUUGGCGAGUAUGCUGCCGUAAACUUUCCAGCGACCACUCUCUCUGCUCAACAGCUAUCAGAUGCAGCACGCCGUGGUUCAUUUCAGGCCGAAGCGCUCUAUAUUUCCCUUGUCGAUGUUUUUUCAGAAAAAGCCACGGAGGGAUGCAUUUUCAAUUGGAGUGAGGCAGAUUUCAAUGCCUUCCACCUUCUACAGCGCACCGUCAAGACAAUUGUUUGGAUUACUAGGGGAGCUGGCAUGAUACCAACUGCCCCCCGCGCCUCGCCGAUUAUUGGUCUUCUGAGAACCCUCAUGUCUGAGGACCUGCAAAAGAAAUUUGCUACAUUCAACUUAAGCCAAGAAUCUUCGUUGUCUGCGCCGAAAACUCUGGACAUGCUUGUCACCGUCUGCCGCAGCAUGACAGACCCUACUCUCAGCGCCGGGGCUUGUGAGGUGGACUUUGCAGAGAGCGGCGGUGCCUUAUUCAUCCCAAGAUUAGAAACCUUGAGCACUUUAAACAACUUUAUCGAGAAGGGCGAUAGACUCAAUAGCAUCGUGGAAGGGAGCUUUCGGACUACGGAAAGUGAGGCCGGCCGUCAAAUUGUACUCGAGUCAUCUCUCCACCAGCAGGACUCACCACCAGAACUAGACUCGCCCUUUUGUUUCAGAGAGGUUGACAUGGGUGAAUUAGGCCCCCAAGACAUUGCUAUUUCAUUCGAGUCCGCCAUCUUGGUGGAUGGGAACCCUGGUGCCACGGGUCAAGAGGCUCGCAAAUGGCAAAGCUAUGAUGUUGCUGGCUACGUCUCUGCUACAGGGAAGGACAUAGAAGAUUACACAAUAGGCGACAAAGUGAUGGCUUUGGUUCCGGGAGGCAACGGUUUGCGGACCACAGUCCGAGUUGACGCGGCGCUGGUCAUGCCUCACAAGCCUGGGUUCGUGCCUAGCCAUUUCCUCUCUGCAUACUAUGCGCUCUUCGACAUUGGCAAAAUUCGGAAAGGAAAGAGCAUUUUGAUCCAUGCUGGCGCAAGUGGCUUCGGUCUGGCCGCCAGCGAACUCGCCCUCAUGUCUGGAGCCGUUGUCUUGGCCACAGUCAGGGGCCCACAACCCGACAGGCAAAGAGAUAUCUUGCAAAAGCGCGGCAUUAGGCAUGAUCAUAUCCUCGAUGGUAACCAUGACAGCUAUCCCUCUCUUGUCAGGCUUCUCACCAGAGGUCGGGGAGUUGACCUCGUCUAUAACCCUACGCACAUGGAUACCCAGCUCUCGGUUGCAUGCGUUCGUCAAUGCGGGACAGUUGUUCACUUCAUUAACUCUUCGGAGGACUCCUCUCCUGUUAAUGCGCCUGGAAUGCCGGUGACCAUGGUUGGCUUUGAUCUAGCCACUUUGCUCCUCGCGGAUUUGGAUCAUGCGACAGAGAUGAUUGGUGCGCUAAAUGACUUCGCCGCAAGUACAUCCUUGGAGUGGAUGUCGGACUUCACUCUCCAGCAGCAGUUCGAUAUAUCUCAACUGCCAGACGCACUGGAAGCCGUCGAUGAAUCUCCUCACAUCGGGUCUAAUAUCGCCUUUCUUAGCAGAUCCGGAGCAUCAUCCUCGACAUCGACAGAGUUCUUGCAGUGGCUUUCUGAACAAGGGGUGACGGCCAAGGCGUUUUCCAUUGACAUAUGCGACCAGGCGGCUCUUGAGCAUCUUCUCAAAGCCACUGUUUCUGCAACCAUGCCGCCAAUUGCUGGCGUGUUCCACUGCGCAGCUGUGAUCAAGGAUGCCGUCUUCGACAACAUGACAUAUGAAAACUGGAAUGCCGGGUUCAAGCCAAAGGCUUUGGGGGCAGACAACCUCGUCAAAGCAGUGGAUGCAGUCGCCGACGACCCCUUCUACGUGUUUCUGGCAAGCUCUGCGGGUGUCAUCGGCACGCGCGGACAGGCAAACUACUCGGCCGGCAACGCCUUCCUAGACGCCCUGGCCGGGAACUUGCGUAUUCGCGGCAAGAGAGCCACGUCUCUCGACCUAGGCCCCAUUCUCGGCGCGGGCAUGCUGGCAGAGGACGAGGCCCUGCUUGACAUCCUGCGGGCGAGCGGGUUUUACGGCAUUCGACAUGCCGACUUCCUUACCGUGAUCAAGCACGCCAUCACCGGGGAGACAUUCCAAGGCGUGCCACUGCCGUCGCAAAUCGUUCUCGGCGUCGGCACCGGCGGGUUGAUGCUGCAGAACCAGCCCGCAGACCCGUACUGGUCGCGCACGGCCAUGUACUCGUACCUGAACAUCGUCGACGUUCCGGAGCCAAACCUGGACGCUCCUGCAGCCACGCCCUCUCUGGGCAUCAAGGCUGAGCUGAUGAGUUGCGGGGAUGCCGAGGCUGCCGCCAGCAUUGUCUGCGGUGGCCUGUCGAGCAUGCUGGCCAAGUCGAUGAACAUGGCCGCAGAGGAGAUCGACCCAUCCCGGACCCCAAGCGCGUACGGGGUCGACUCCCUGGUCGCCGUAGGUGUUCGGAACUGGGUGUCCGGGAAUUGCGGAGUGGACGUCUCUGUUUUUGAAAUCAUGAGCGAUUUGACCGUUCUCGAGUUGUCCAGGUUGGUGGUCCAGACUGGCAAGUUCGGGUUGCGAGCCCAAAAGCCAUAG
This is a messenger RNA of Cordyceps fumosorosea ARSEF 2679, 6747 nucleotides long. RefSeq names its product Beta-ketoacyl synthase. NCBI's taxonomy places the organism in Eukaryota, Fungi, Ascomycota, Sordariomycetes, Hypocreales, Cordycipitaceae. Gene Ontology annotation, biological process: secondary metabolite biosynthetic process; fatty acid biosynthetic process. The record is from RefSeq and is a predicted model, not a curated record. The transcript is spliced from 14 exons. The coding region runs from base 1 to 6747 and encodes 2248 amino acids. Gene Ontology annotation, molecular function: oxidoreductase activity; fatty acid synthase activity; phosphopantetheine binding.